Molecule: messenger RNA, 1438 nt
Organism: Planococcus citri (citrus mealybug)
Lineage: Eukaryota; Metazoa; Arthropoda; Insecta; Hemiptera; Pseudococcidae
Exons: 5
Coding region: 151-1158 (335 amino acids)
Source: RefSeq, a predicted model, not a curated record
UUUGGGAUUUUCAAAUGUGUUAUCUACUCUUAUACGACGAAAAUAAUGAAAAUAAUGAUAAAAAAAUGUUAUGCUCAAAUACCUACAUCGUUCGGAUUAUUUCUCAGAGACUGUGGCCAGAUUAUAAAUAAUGACUAAUAUCCCGACAGAAUGUUCAAUGUCGUAAAAUGGUUCGCAGGCUUCACUGUUAUGCAAGUGAUGAAAAACCAGUUCAGUAAUGUCGUUUGCGAAGAGGCCAAUUGUACAGUGAGUAAACUGGCAGAUAAUCAAACAUACGCCGAUUGUUCUAAUCUACAAUUAACAUCAGUUCGUCGAGGAUUAGGAGCUGAAAUUACGAUAAUGAACAUAUCAUCGAAUAAUUUCGUAACGCUUAAGAAUGACGAUUUAAGCGAGUAUACUCGUCUAGAAGAGCUAAUCAUGAAAGAUUUGAAACCUAUAACAGUUUCGCAAGACUUUUUAACGCCGUUAGUGAAACUCGAAGUAUUAGACAUAAGUGGCAGUACUUUGAUAGAUGCGCCGAAAUUCCCUUCAAGCAUAACUAUAUUAAUUGCAGACAGUAUAACGGGAAUAACUGGUUAUGAUUUUUCGAAUUUAGGCAUUUUGUGGGAAAUCUCAUUAAAUAAUAAUAAUCUCGAAAAGCUUCCGAAUUUAAAUAGAAACGCGCCGUUAGCUAUCAUUUAUCUGAAUGAGAACAAUAUUAAAGAGUUGGACAUCGUUGAUUUGGGGAGAUUUUGUUCAUUGACUAACUUGUACUUGGACAAGUUCGCGUCUGGCGAAAAAUACGCAAAUUCUUGCUGUUUUGUCAGAGUAUGGUGUGACGAAUAUAGAAUAGAGUCUGCUUUGAAGUGUGAAAUAACUUGUGAAAAAGACAAAUAUCCCGCGAGUAGUGAAGCGAUCGAAGCGUACAACGAAUGCUAUCGUAAAAGAGAUGAGUUUAUUGACAUCUUCGAGUGGCAACAUGUUUUUCUGUACAUCCUGGUAGUCGUGAUUUUCAUCGUUAUCAUCCUCAUUAUUGGUAUCAAGUUUUAUUGGAGUGAAGACGACCCUGAAACGCAUCCAACGACAACACAAAAAACGGUAACUGAAAAAGAACCGGAUCCAGCCGAGGACAAAGAUGAGGCUGUUGUGGAAGAAGAGAAUGUUGAAGCGUCGCAUUAAAAACAAGACAGGAUUCAAUCAACGAUUACCGAAGUUUCGAAAUGAUCCAACAGCUACGAAUGCGCCAUUUAUUUAUCCAUUUUGGUGUUGAUUCGUCUCGUGAGUUAGAUAUGUAUUUCGUCAAUCGGGAGAAACUCCUCUGAAUUUCUCUGCUUAACGCGUCUUCAAGAUUUUAGCGAAGAAGAAAAAAUUGUUAUUUUGUUUGCUCGUUGUUUUUAAAAAAUAUUAAUGAUACGAGUUCUUUUUUUUUGGUUUGUUUUGUAAAGAAAGAUUACUUCGA